Messenger RNA from Hemiscyllium ocellatum (epaulette shark), 528 nucleotides. RefSeq names its product transcription factor Atoh7-like. The record is from RefSeq and is a predicted model, not a curated record. Lineage: Eukaryota; Metazoa; Chordata; Chondrichthyes; Orectolobiformes; Hemiscylliidae. Gene Ontology annotation, molecular function: protein dimerization activity.
AUGAAGUCCAGCCUGCCCGCCUGCAGUUCAGGAGCCGGCUCGGAGCUGGCGGACUUACCCAAGCCCGGGACUGACCGGGUACAGAGCUGUGUCCGCCGGCGAAUGGCGGCCAACGCCCGGGAGAGGAGACGCAUGCAGGGUUUGAACAACGCUUUCGACCGGCUCCGGAAAGUGGUGCCCCAGUGGGGCCAGGACAAGAAACUCUCCAAGUACGAGACCUUACAGAUGGCCCUGAGCUACAUCGUGGCGCUGACCCGCAUCCUGAGUGAGGACAGGCGCUGGUUCCACCUCCAGUGUGAACAUUCCCGGGGCGGAGAAUAUCCAGACUUACCUGGGCCAGGCAGCCGACCAGAAGGACUGUUACACAGGCAGGGUCUUCCCUUUCAACCACCAGGGUUUCCGUGUCAUCAAUUAAACCCACACUGCCUCAGGGAGCGAACCGUCACUGCAACACUUGCGUUUCCAAACAGACGCCAAUCCCACUGCACCCACAGGAAUUUAUCCCGCAGCCUGACCGGUCAUUUUUAG